This is a messenger RNA of Sardina pilchardus (European sardine), 3457 nucleotides long. Its product is annotated as SET and MYND domain-containing protein 4-like. Gene Ontology annotation, cellular component: nucleus; cytoplasm. Gene Ontology annotation, biological process: heart development. Lineage: Eukaryota; Metazoa; Chordata; Actinopteri; Clupeiformes; Clupeidae. The record is from RefSeq and is a predicted model, not a curated record. Gene Ontology annotation, molecular function: histone deacetylase binding.
UGCUGGCUCUGCUUAUUUGUGCAAAAGCACGUUAGCGAGGUGGCGUAUUUAGAAACAUAAAGUAAUGGAUUUACCCUGCCCAGACUGGAUCAGGCACGCGGAACAGAUUUGGAGUCAGUUGGAUCCUGAGCAACAAAAAAAGUUAUCCGUCCUGUCCGACAUAGACGAAAUAUUUGUUUUUGGACAGUCACAGACAACGGUCGAGGAUGUCCAGGUCCUGUCCAGUAUCAGCAUCACCUACCCCGUGCAAAAGUGCGCUCAGAGUGCUGGGCGGUGUAGAGAGAGAGGCAACAGCAGUUUCAAAGCUAAAGACUACAUGGCAGCUUCGCUACACUACUCACAGGGUUUGUGCCACGCCCCGGAGGACUCUGAGCAGCUGGCACUGUGCUAUGCCAACCGAUCAGCUGCCCUGUUUCACCUCGCCUACUACCAGGAGAGUCUGGAGGACAUCGAGCGAGCGCUGGCACACGGCUACCCCUCUCAGCUACAGCCGAAGCUCCUCACCAGGAGAGAGCAGUGCCAGGCCUCCAUACGGGCACAGCCGCAGCCUGGGCAGCAGCAGACAGGCAUGGCGGCGCCAACCGUCAUCGCAGCAGGAGUGAGUCUGCACGUCAGCCCGGAGAAAGGGCGCCAUCUGGUGGCCACGGAGGGCAAGUGCGCUGGAGAGGUGCUGCUGGAGGACCAGGCCUUCAGCUGUGUGCUGAUCCCAGGAGAGGGGCUCAUGGGUGGGCCGGAGGGGAGGACCAAGAAGGGGACAGAUGGGUCAAAAGGGGCAUUUGGCACGGAGGACCGCUGCUGCCACCGCUGCCUGUGCCCGACGCUGUGCCCAGUGCCCUGCCCUAGCUGCAGUUACUCGCGCUACUGUGGGCAACGGUGCCAACAGCAGGCCUGGCAGGAGCACCAUCGCUGGGAGUGCCCCCUGGGGGCAGAGCUGAGAGCCGUAGGCGUCCUGGCUCAGCUGGCACUGCGGGUGGCACUGAAGGGCGGCCUGCGGCAGGUCAAGAGGGCACGAGGGUCAGAGGUCAAGGCUAGAAGCCAGUCAAAGCAGGAAGUGCCUGAGGAGGUGAAGGAGAAGGAAAGUGAUGAUGAGAAAGAGAACACACACGCUCACGACACCACAGUGCCCUCUGCUGGACAAACCAAGCCAGUGCUGCCCAGCAGUGGCUCCAUGCAGAUGUCUGACCUCUGUGCGGGUUGCCAUGGUGAUGCUUAUCAGCUUGUCUACAGUCUGUUACCACACAUGGAGGGACACGCCCCAAGCCUGCGAUUCCUUUACGCCAUUACCGUAGCAACCUAUCAAUUACUGCAGCAGGCAGGGCCUCCUCCAUACUCUUGGGGAGGCAGGGACUACGGGAGUGACAGCUCUGAUAGCCAAUCAGUAUGUGAGGAUUCUGCGGCUGGAGAAUGGAGUCCAGAAUUGAGCAUGCUGGGAGCUACAGCUCUGAGACAUCUCUUACAGCUGAGGGCGAACGCCCAGGCCAUCAUUACUGAGAGAGUAUCAGAUAAGUGUGGAGCGGCGGUACAGGCCAGCCAAGAGAUCCGCGUCGCUACGGCAAUAUUUCCGACUCUCAGCCUCAUGAACCACGCCUGCCGACCCAACACCAGCGUGACCUUUGACCCGGGGUACGGUGGUGGGGGCGCCCCAGAUGGGACCUCGUCCCUCACCACGUCUGCCACAGGGGUCUCCGUCACAGUCCGCGCCGCCAGGGACCUGACUGCUGGAGACGAGCUGCUGCACUGCUACGGUCCCCACUGCAGCCGGAUGAAGGUGCAGGAGCGACAGCGCCUCCUCCUGGAGCAGUACCGCUUCACCUGUCAGUGUGAGGCCUGCCUGCAGGACCUGAAGUCACCACCAGAGGGCUCUCUCACCACAACACAUUACAAGUUUCCCAUAUGUGCCAAAGCUCUGCAGACAGGAGCUGGCGGUUAUGUGUGUGUGUGUAAGGGCUGUUCAGGGCAGCUGUCCAGCAGGGAGGCGGAGCAGACCCUGCAGGUCAUCACAGCACGGCUGGAUCAGGCUCUGGAGCUGCUGGACCUGGACAGGCCAGACGAGGCCCUCAGGCUUCUCCAGCAAGCUCUGAGUAGAGCAAAGCGCCACCUACUGGAGACACACAAACUGCAGGGGAAACUCUCUGAUACCACUGCCAGAGCCUACGCAAGCAUGGGUAACUGGUGUGAGGCGGCGUCCCACCUGAGCCGCAGUGUGUCGUGGGUCCGCGGGCAGUUUGGAGCGGACAGUGUGGAGGUGGGACAGCAGCUCUUCAAACUGGCACAGCUGCACUUCAACGGAUACUGUGGGUUUGGGGAUAGCGACCACUGCUGUUUUGCCACGCUUUAUUAUCUUCACGACGAACACUUUGUUUGCGUUUGUAACACGCUGACCAAUGAAGCCGAGUUUGCUCGCCUCACCACUGUUGACCUGAAAGGCUGUCUCUUUGCUGGCCUGGACAAGUAUCUGCAGAGGUUGUGUUCCAACCAAUGGAAAAGGACCGUCGUGCUGAUGGGGCUCCCCCACUACCUCAAAGAUGUUGCGUCCAACUUUUACAAGAAAGUUCAGGCCACAGUUGCUGAGGAGGACAAAACGAGAGGAAUGACAGUGGGCAUCCUCAUGGUGGCAGAUGGGAAUGAUACUGUUGGUUUCGCUGUGGUCAUUGAGGAAGAAAUCAUCCUUCCGUCGCUCAGUGAUUUUCCAACAGCAGCUGUGGCACUUCUAAUGGGUCUGCUCUACGCACUGAACAUUGACUACCCCAAAGAUACAAGGUACACAUUUGAAGUCAUUCAGAAGGUGCUCAUGGACAUUGAGGUCGUUAAGCUGUUUGAGGGCCUACAGCGGAGGGUGAUGAUGAAACUGGAGAUGAUGGAGGAUAAACUCACCAGGGUGGUCAACCUUCUUAACGAAUGUGGACGGGUGGGGCCAGUGGGCGUAGAGGAGGAUCCCCUGGAUAUCUUCCAGCAGCCACUGGAGACAGUAGAGGGUUUGGACCAGUUGUGCCACCGUCUGCAGGAGGGCACUUUUAGAAAGAAGACAAUUCAAUAUCUAAGCUUGCAGGCUGGUGCCACUCUGGGGGAAGGUGUCCGGAGGAUGCUGAGGAAAAUUGGCACCAACUCCCUGUGGGCACAAUUUUCAUAUAAGGGGAGAAAGGGGAAAAAGGCCUUUCAGCCCCUCCUUAUAAACGAGGCCAUGAUAAAAGCAUGCAAUAAAGUCCACACUAAGACAAGGACCCGGCUCAUAGAGGACUGCAUUGCCGUUGCCUUGAAGCACGCCCCAGACUGUGUGCAGGGGCAUAGGAAGAAGCCAUGUGCAGGUCGCCAAGAGGCCCGCCACGAGGAGGAAGACGGGCAGCAACAAGAGGAGGAGGAGGAAGAGGAGGAGGUGGAGGACGACGACGAUGAUGACGACGACGUCACAGAUAUCGAGGCUGGGCGCCAGUCCAAUUUCUCCUUCAGUUUAUUUUGA